This is a messenger RNA of Theileria orientalis strain Shintoku, 3870 nucleotides long. RefSeq lists its product as uncharacterized. Gene Ontology annotation, biological process: mitotic chromosome condensation. The transcript has 7 exons. Gene Ontology annotation, molecular function: protein binding; ATP binding; ATP hydrolysis activity. The record is from RefSeq and is a predicted model, not a curated record. Gene Ontology annotation, cellular component: chromosome. Bases 1 to 3870 code for a protein of 1289 amino acids. Lineage: Eukaryota; Apicomplexa; Aconoidasida; Piroplasmida; Theileriidae.
AUGGGCGAAUCUCCGUCCGAUAGUAGACAGGGUAGAAGCCCUGCUAGCCAUAAAAGGUACAAGGAACAUGUUAGGACCAUUGGAGCUGAGUUCCGUGAUAUGAAUGAGCCCAUACGUAGGCUGAUAAUCCAUAAAGUAGUGUUAAACAACUUUAAGAGUUACGGAGGAGAGACUACAAUAGGCCCAUUCCACAAAAGGUUCACCUCAAUCGUUGGCCCGAACGGUUCGGGAAAGAGCAACGUCAUCGACGCAAUGCUCUUCGUCUUCGGCUUCAGGGCGAAGCAGAUCAGAUUUGAUAAGCUAUCCGAGCUGAUUCACAAUUCAAAGUACUACAUGGUGAAGAAUAACGGGAAGCCCCUGCAAUCAAUGAAGGUUGAAAUGGUGAUUUCCCGGGAGGUCUCGAGCGAUAAUACCUCUAAAUAUCGGUUAAACGGAACUGUGUGCACGCAGAAGCAGAUUUCAAACGCACUGAAGAGCUACGGGAUGGAUUUGUAUAACAACAGGUUUCUUAUAUUGCAGGGAGAAGUUGAGCAGAUUUCGCAAAUGAAACCGAAAGCAACUAAGCCUGACGAAGAAGGGCUGCUGGAGUACCUGGAGGACAUCAUUGGGACUAACCAGUACCUGGAGCAGAUAAACCAGGCGUUUGAAAAGUACGAGGAGCUGCAGGAGCAGUACCAACAGUUCUUUAACAGGACUAUGGUGACCCAAAAUGAAAUACAGGACAUGCUUCCAGGAAAGGAGGAGGCGGAUUCGUAUUUGUCCAAGGAAAAUCUGUUCCACAGAUAUAGUUAUCUGUUGGUAAAGAAUGAGUUGAAUGACUUAAAAGGAGAUAUGGAUAAGAUGGUUGAAGAGGUGGAGUCAAUCAAGGAAAAUUUGAAGACACAUAAUGAAGAAAUAGCAACAGUGCUGGAGCAGAAGAAUGAAAUUACUAAGAACUUGAAUAAAAUGGAGUCAGAAAUAAGAAAAUUGACAGGGAAGCAGAAAGAAUACGGAGAAGAAUUUAAAAAAUUAUGUAACAAAGAUGAAGAUUUGAGGAUGCAGCUGUUACAUGAGGUGAAAAAGGUAGAAGAGAAGACGAAGCUGAUAAGGAGUCUGACAACGAAGAUACCGGAACUUGAGAAUAAGUCGAAGGAGUUGGAGGAGACGAAAAGGUCGCUCGCGUCAGAAACGAGUGAGUUGAUGCAGAAGUUGCAAGUGUACGAGAAGGAGCUGGCGCCGGUGCAGGAGAAGUACGAUGCACUGAAGAAUGAGUUGGAGCUGAUUGAAACAAAUCUGCAGCUGAUAGAUAAGAGCGUGGAUGAGGAUAAGACGCGUAAAAUGUCCCUAGAAACUGACUUGAGUAGCACCAGAAUAACUCUGCAGUCGAAUACGGAAAACUUGAAAAGCCUGAGAGGGAAGAUAGAAGGCUGUGAGCAGAAGUCGAAGAGGAUACUAUCAGACCUGAUGGAGGUGGAAAAACAGAUAUCGGAGAAAAACACGAGUUUGAUCAACGCGAGAGUCACCUACGAGAGUGCGAAGAACGAAGUGGGCCAGAAUAAGUUCCACAGCAACAUACACGACUUCGUUAAGAGGCUGUCAAAGUCGGACGGGAAUAUACACGGGCAGUUCGGAGACCUGGUGAGAGUGGACGAGAUGUUCGAAAAGUGCUUUCUGGCAAUAUGCGGAGCGUAUUUGGAGGUGUUCGUGGUGGAGACGCCAGAAGUGGCGACGAAGAUAUUUAACCAGCUCAGGCAGAAUAACCUGGGAAAAGUAACCUGUAUAGCAGUGUCGAUCAUCACAAGCAGCACCAACAAGGACUCUGACGUGGGCAGGUACGGUUACCUGAGUAAGUAUGUGUACCCUAACACAAACGACGAAAAAGCUGAAAAGGUGAUUAAAUGCAUACACCACUACACGAGGGAUGUGAUAGUGGUGGAGAACAUAGACGAGGCUGACGAGAUGGCGAGAAGAACGAACAAGAGAGUGGUGACGCUCAACGGAGAAGUAAUUGAGAAGGAUGGGAGAAUAACAGGAGGAGGCCUGAGCAAGAACCUGAACAAGUUUAAACAGAGUAAACAAUACAACAAGGAGGACAUCAAUAGCAUAUAUAAUAAGAUGGAGGAGUAUGAGAGGGAGCUGAAGGAGCUGAAGAACCGCCAGUCCCGACUGAAUAUAGAAAAGGACCAGAAUGAGUUGCAGAUAAGAGAGUUGAACUUCUCACUAGACGCAACGAAGAGGAAGAUCAACUCAGAUGAGGAGUACCUGAAGGAGUUGGAGGCGUCGCUCGCGUCGCUCAACAAAAAUUUGCAAAACGAAGAUAACGCGUCGGAGCUGAGGCACCUGAAAAAUAAGUAUUAUGAAACCGAGAGGAGGAAGGGGGAGGUGUACAAGCAGCUCUCGGAGAGGAAGGAGAAGGUGGACAGGUGUCUAAAGCAGGUGGAAAACGUAGGAGGAGGAGCACUGGCAGCAUCGAAGGCCAAAGUAGCGCACUGCGAAGCAAAUUUGGCGCAGCUGAGGAAGGUGAUAGAGGACCUGAGGGACGAGUACGCAGUCCUGGCGGGAGAGUCCCAAAAAUACUCCAGGGACUUGACGAGGCUGGAAACUGACAUCCAGCAGCAUAAAAUCAGGGAAAAGAACCUGGAGAAUCAGUUGGACCAGCUGGAAGAGGAAGCGUCUAAGAUUAACCAGGAGCUCAUAGAAGUAAACAACCAACUCAAUGAAAUGAACGCGAAGCACUCGGAACUGAACGAAAACCUGCAGAAAAUGUCUGCGCAGAUAAAGGAGCACGACAUGUUGGUGUUGAACCUGAGGAAUAAGCAGAACGCCUCCGAAAAGUCGAUAUCAGCCUUGAAGAACCUGGUGAAACAGAAGACGGACAAGUUGCACGAGUCGAGGAAGCUAUACAACUCAUCAUCGAAGACGCUGCGUCAAAGUGGCGAAGCGAAUGAACUAUACAACCAGACAAUGAAGAUGGAUACGCUUUCGAUACAGCCGGCAAGCAUUCAGGAUUCGACAGAGAACUUGGAGCAAAGAAUGGACGAAGACGAUGACUCGGGUGAAGCGACGGGUAUUGGAGAAAACAAGGAAAACAAAGACGUUGAAAUGAGUGAGAUUGAUGGCCCCAACCUGGUUCACGGACACCUGGACGCCAAUGAUGCAAUGAGCACCGACGACUCACUAAGCAAGGAAAAGGCGGACGAUAUUGAUGAGUUCCCGGGGGACGUGCAUGGCCUGAACCACAAGAUACAGUCUCUGAAGAAUCAGCUGGCAAACGUACCAAACUUGUCGAUCAUUGACAGCUUUAUCGAGAAGGUGAACGAGUUCUCGAAGAAGAAGCAGAAGCUGCUGCAGUUGCAGAAUCAGCGGGACGAGGCGAAGCUGCUGCACGAGAACCUGUCGUUCAAGAGAAAGUCGGAGUUUCUGUUCAACUUUGAGAUUAUCGCAAACAAACUUAAGGAAAUAUACCAAAUGAUAACACUGGGAGGAGAUGCAGAGCUGGAGCUUGUUGACGCAACUGAGCCCUUUACGGAGGGUGUCCUGUUCUCAGUGAGGCCAGUGAAAAAGAGCUGGAAGCAGAUAUAUAACUUGUCAGGUGGAGAAAAGACGCUCAGUUCGCUCGCCCUCGUGUUCGCUCUGCAUCACUAUAAGCCUAAUCCCGUCUACUUCAUGGACGAAAUCGAUGCAGCCCUCGACUUCAGGAACGUCUCCAUCAUUGCCCAGAGCAUCAAGGAGCGGACCAAGGACGCCCAGUUCAUAAUCAUAUCGCUCAGAAACCAGAUGUUUGAGAUGUGUAAUAAAAUGGUCGGGAUUUACAAGACUUUUGACGUUACCAAGUCGAUUCCCAUUAACCCACUAAUGUAUCAGAAUAAAGAGGAAAACAUUAAAUCUUAA